This is a messenger RNA of Cladophialophora immunda, 1719 nucleotides long. RefSeq lists its product as uncharacterized. Gene Ontology annotation, molecular function: transmembrane transporter activity. Lineage: Eukaryota; Fungi; Ascomycota; Eurotiomycetes; Chaetothyriales; Herpotrichiellaceae. The transcript is spliced from 2 exons. The coding region runs from base 1 to 1719 and encodes 572 amino acids. The record is from RefSeq and is a predicted model, not a curated record. Gene Ontology annotation, biological process: transmembrane transport.
AUGAAGCCCUCGGAUCAUGGGCCUCUUCUCCGUCGCAAGUCUUCGACUCCUCACUACCAGACGUUUGGCGGCAUAUCACCUCCCAAAUCUCGAGGGCGACCGUUGUCCGAUUCUUCCAACUCGUCCAGCCACGACCUGCACAAUGGAGAAGACAAUCACCACCACCACAGCUCGCCGCUGCCGAAGAAACAGAUGGCCAUCCUAGCGGUCAUAGCUCUAUGCGAACAGACUGCACUCAAUUCUAUCAGCCCCUACCUACCUGCGAUGGCCUCGACAUUUCCUGAGGUGAAUCCCGGACAAGUGGGCAUGUAUGUGGGGUUGAUCGCUUCUGCCUUUGCGCUCGCGCAGUUGGCGACAAACUUCUUCUGGGGGUGGUUGUCUGAUCAUAUUGGAAGAAAGCCGGUAAUCUUGAUGGGCACAAUAUUUACGGCGGCCUGUUUUGUGGCGUUCGGAUUUGUGAAGACACUGCCACAAGCAAUUGUGGUCCAAGCGUUUAUGGGGCUGUUGAAUGGGAAUCAAGGUGUUGUCUCUACCUGCCUUGGUGAGAUCACCGAUCGAAGCAAUCAAUCACGGGCUUUCACCUAUCUCCCUGUCAUCUAUGGCCUUGGAGGUAUCACCGGCCCCGUCAUCGGCGGUGUGUUGGUGUUUCCCAGGAAUCCCUUCGACAGAUCCAAGCCGAAUCCGUACCCUUAUCUUACACCGAACCUCCUGUCCGCAGCGAUCCUCUUGAUAGACUUCGUUUUGACGUCAAUCUUCCUCGAGGAAAGCUUAGAAGAGGCACAAUAUCUCCAGCCGCUGGGAUCCAGAGUUCGGAACCUCUUUACAUGGCUUUGGCAGUUCACCUCUUCCAGCAGACCUCACUACCUGCGGCGAAAGGGUAAGAGCCAUCAAAGCCCAACCCACCAAAACGGUCUUGCCGAGCUCUCGGACGACGAAGAUACGGAUGGCGGCGCGGAAACCCCCGGCUUCCUCCCUGCUUCAGAUGAAUUGAAGAAGAAAGACGUGCUCAACCGGGACACCAUCCUCCUCCUUGUGACAUACCUCAUUUUCCAACUGUCCAACAUUUCCUUCAACUCGCUCUAUCCCAUUUUCGCUCAAGCCUCACCACCCACCGGCCGAAAUCUAGACCCAGAGGAGAUCGGCCUGUCGCUCGCGUUUGCUGGAGUGGUGACCAUUCUUUUCCAAAUUGGUAUUUUCGGAAAGUUGCGGGAUAUGAUGGGAAAUAGAUGGGCUUACAGAAUUGGGUUGGCUGGAUUUGUGAUUGCCUACGUCUUGAUGCCCUGGGUCGGUUAUAAAGACGAUGCCGACGGCAAUGUGGGUACACGUGGUGCGGCAUGGCUAUGGCUAGAGAUUUGCAUUGUACUCCUUAUCAAAACUGUCGCAGCGGUAGGCGGUCUUACCAGCGCUCUGUUGUUGAUCACCAACUCGGCUCCUAAUCACUCGGUUUUGGGAACCCUCAAUGGCCUUGCACAGACCCUGUCAGCUGCGGGUCGAGCGGUUGGCCCGUUCGUUUCAGGCGGUCUUUUCUCACUCGCCACUCGAGUCCAUCCUAAAGGAGAAGCCCUUGCUUUUGGCAUCUUUGGUGGUAUCUCAUUCAUCGGUUUCUUGUUAAGCUUCGGUAUUCGAUCACCCAACUUGGAGGCUGAGGGAUGGGACUCGGAGAACGAAGAUGAAGAUGACGAUGACGGGUCUGACAAGUCGGAGGAUGAAGAGGCUUGA